AUGGGUCUGUCCAAAGCCUUCGUGUCUGCACUCUCGCUGUGCUCCGCCGUCGCCGUGGCCGCCCCGACCGGGCCAGCUCCCAACGUGCAGUUCUCCCUGAAGCAGGUCGCGGUGCCCCGGACCAAGCCUCGUGCGCCCCCAGCUGCCGACUACGCGCGCGCUCUGGCCAAGUAUGGCGCUCCAAUUCCGUCGUCUGUGCGGACGGCCGCGUCCGGCACGCAGAGCGGCUCUGCGGCCAACACGCCCGUCGCCGGCGACAGCUUGUAUCUCACGCCCGUUACCAUCGGCCAGAGCACGCUGAACCUGGACUUUGACACGGGCUCUGCGGAUCUCUGGGUCUUCUCCAACGAGACGCCCUCCAGCGAGCGCGGCAACCACGCCAUCUACAAGCCCAGCUCGACGGCCAAGAAGCUGAACGGCUACACCUGGAGCAUCUCGUACGGCGACGGCAGCUCGGCCGGCGGCGACGUCUACCAGGACAGCGUCUCGGUGGGCGGCGUCAACGCCUCCAACCAGGCGGUCGAGGCCGCCACCAAGGUCAGCUCCGAGUUCACGCAGGAGCCGGGCGACGGCUUGCUGGGCCUGGCCUUCAGCAGCAUCAACACCGUCAAGCCCAAGCCGCAGACGACCUUCUUCGACACGGUCAAGUCCUCGCUCGCCAAGCCGCUGUUCGCCGUCACCCUCAAGCACAACGAGCCCGGCAGCUACGACUUUGGCUACAUCGACAGCUCCAAGUACAAGGGCAGCAUCCAGUACACCCAGGUCGACAACUCGCAGGGCUUCUGGCAGUUCACGGCCGACGGCUACUCGAUUGGCGGCAGCAGCGGCAGCGGUGGCUCCAUUUCUGGCAUUGCUGACACCGGCACCACCCUCCUCCUGCUCGACGACCAGAUCGUCAACGAGUACUACCAGCAGGUCCAGGGCGCGCAGAACGACCAGAACGCCGGCGGCUACACCUUCCCGUGCGACGCGCAGCUGCCCGAGCUGAGCUUCACCAUCGGCCAGUACACCGCCACCGUGCCGGCCGAGUACCUCAACUUCCAGCCCGUGUCGCAGGGCAGCCAGACCUGCUUCGGCGGUCUGCAGUCCAACCAGGGCAUUGGCUUCUCCAUCUUCGGCGACGUCUUCCUCAAGAGCCAGUACGUCGUCUUUGACUCGGACGGUCCUCAGCUGGGCUUUGCUGCUCAGGCGUAG
This is a messenger RNA of Rasamsonia emersonii CBS 393.64, 1194 nucleotides long. Its product is annotated as Aspergillopepsin I. Gene Ontology annotation, biological process: proteolysis. Gene Ontology annotation, molecular function: aspartic-type endopeptidase activity. The record is from RefSeq and is a predicted model, not a curated record. NCBI's taxonomy places the organism in Eukaryota, Fungi, Ascomycota, Eurotiomycetes, Eurotiales, Trichocomaceae. Bases 1 to 1194 code for a protein of 397 amino acids. The transcript has 3 exons.